This is a messenger RNA of Saccostrea cuccullata (small rock oyster), 1131 nucleotides long. RefSeq lists its product as uncharacterized. The transcript has 2 exons. NCBI's taxonomy places the organism in Eukaryota, Metazoa, Mollusca, Bivalvia, Ostreida, Ostreidae. Bases 74 to 547 code for a protein of 157 amino acids. The record is from RefSeq and is a predicted model, not a curated record.
UGCCGAUGGCGUCAUAAUAAUCUUGAUUAUUGUGGAUAGCGCAGUUUGGUCGUCAGGCAGUACACAACAAAAAAUGGGAUUAUUUCAUAGUUGUAUGAGAAAAAAUAAAGUAGGCAUCAUCUCAGACGAGGAGGAAGCAGCAUACAAACAGAUAGAGAAGGUGAACUCCGAAGAUGUGGAAGAGGAGGUUUACAUCCCGACCCUCUUGGAUGCCAUGUUUUGUGUGACACCGCAAGAGACCCAUGGUGACAACGCCAACGGUUCUAGUACAAGUGAUUGUAGACAACCAGAUAACUCUAGGCCUACAUCAGAUGUUACUCAAAAGAGUGAAAUGAUGCAGCCCACCUACGAGUCGAGUAUUCCAAAACUACCUCCAAUCAAUGCAAACAUCACUAGAAUCUUGAUUCUUCCCAUUGAUAACGAGGCCGCCUACCAAGAAUGGAAAGAAAAAAUUCACAAAGCUCUUCGAGAGGAAGGUCUGUUGAAAGAAGACAGAUUGGCGGAAAGAAGAAGAAAACUGAUCGAGCGAGGCAAACUGAAAAACUAAAAUAGAGACAGAUACACAAGGCACUGAGCAACAUGGAAGUGAACAAUGUACAAACACCAUCUUUACAAAUGACAAUGACUUACUAGUUAUUUAUCUGCAAGCAUUUAUCUCUUACUCAGAUUUAAUUAUUCCAUGGAUUUAUUUGUACAUUUUUUUAUUUGAGAAUAGAAAGGACGUCCAUGCUCUUUUACCAAAGUUUGCCUUAUUACACUUCUGAAUUAUUUUUUUCUCUUUCGACCAUAUACUUGAAUUGGAAUUUUUCCAGGAUGUGGACAUGGAUAGAAUAGAAGCUUAUUUUCUGACCAAAUUAAUGAAAUUAACUUUUUUCAAAAUUAUUUUUGGGUUUUCUUUUCUGGUAAGACAAGUGAAGAAGGUCACUUUGACGAAUUGCCAGAUCAAAAUUAUGUUAUGACUUCUUUUGGCUUGCCAGAAAUAUCAGUCUAUUCUGUAAACAGAGGAAAUAGAUUAAUACCUUAUUAAAAUUUUAUAAUGUUAUAAUAUGUUCAUCCAUUCAGUAAAGUUUUGUCGUUCUCUCUUGUUUAAUUCAUACAAUUUUCGAAAUAAUAAACAUCAAUAUCAGAUUA